This is a messenger RNA of Recurvomyces mirabilis, 1215 nucleotides long. RefSeq lists its product as uncharacterized. Bases 1 to 1215 code for a protein of 404 amino acids. NCBI's taxonomy places the organism in Eukaryota, Fungi, Ascomycota, Dothideomycetes, Mycosphaerellales, Teratosphaeriaceae. The transcript has 2 exons. The record is from RefSeq and is a predicted model, not a curated record.
AUGGAAACCAAUGGCGUCAGCUUUUCAGUCUUCGCGGCGAUCUCUUUCGACCAGGUCAGCGUGAGCUUUGUCGCUACGCUCACCGCAGCUGCUGUAGGUGCUGUUACUGGCCGAAGGCAGGCCAAUUUCCACGCCAAGAGGACAAGCAGCAGGCAUUUCCUCUGUCUUCUUCUGACCUCCGCCUACCUUCUUUCAUUCCCGACCUUUCUCUCGUCGAUAACCGGGUACCAGACCCUACUGUCGCCUUACGCAUGGGUUUCACCCCUCCGCAUAGGCUUGGUGCCCACAUCGGAAUGGUCGACGCCAAUGUACGUGCUUCCGGAUGGUUCACGUAUUGGUCUACAGGACUAUUUCCCCAUAUACAUGUACGAUGACCGGGCCACUUAUGAGUCUAUCGCGGCUGGGACAGCGAAUCAUACCACGCUUUACUCGACGCUCAUCUCGUGCUAUAUCCAGCCCGAACUUCUCUCCAAUGCGACAGCCCAGCAAGCACAGGAGUACUUUGCACGUGGCGAGAACUUCGUCUUCGCUCCUGCAGACGUGUGUUCCUUCACCCUACCGCCGAACUCCACAAGUCUUGUUCAAAGCAUGUCAUCUUCGGUCACGCUAUCGGGUGAGGUGUACAACAUCUCCUCGCCAACAUUGUCCAUUGUGGGUAAUGCGGAGACCACACAGGAUUCUGAGGCUGAAUAUUUCGCCUUUGGAAACGUCACUUUUACGACAAUGUACCAGAAGCGAUACAGUAUGUGCGUACCAGAUACGACCUAUCAAUGGGGAUUUGCCUCGAUCCCGUUCUUCAUCUUCUGUUUAUUGACGAUAGUCUUCGCUGCAUUGCUCGUUGCUCUGCAGCAGGAUGCGUUCAUGAAUGGAAGAAUAGAUCGUUACAAGGAGUUUCGCAGUACCAACGUCUUUCAGGAUGUGCUGGAUCUUGCGGAUGGAUUGAAGGACACUUUCGAGGGUAUCCAGUCAAAAUCUGCUCGAGAGGUCAAGGAGCUCGUCGAUGGUCCAAGCAGCGUCAUGAUGUUGAAGACGGAUGGGCUGUUGCACUCGCGGAAGGAGGUCAGACGAGAGGCGAAAUUGCGCCAUGCACCACCUACGCAACGGUCGACAAGGUGGCAGCCCACGCUACCUGUAUCGCGAUGGAGACGGAUUACACCCAGUUCAGAGUCAUCAGCAAAGGAAGGAUACAUCACUGUAGACGAAGUGGAGUUGUGA